Molecule: messenger RNA, 3479 nt
Organism: Solenopsis invicta (red fire ant)
Lineage: Eukaryota; Metazoa; Arthropoda; Insecta; Hymenoptera; Formicidae
Product: leucine-rich repeat-containing protein 47
Exons: 4
Coding region: 128-1717 (529 amino acids)
Biological process (GO): phenylalanyl-tRNA aminoacylation
Molecular function (GO): phenylalanine-tRNA ligase activity; RNA binding; protein binding
Source: RefSeq, a predicted model, not a curated record
GAUCCACUCCCAAACAUAACCUAUAAACCUACCCGUUGAUACGUGAUUGAUACGCACUGUUUACCACUGUUUACGUUGCACGAAGGUGAAUAAAAUUUCGAACAAGGGGACUACGGUGACCGAUGCAAUGGCUCUGGAGGACUCGUGGGACAUCGUUAAACAAGCGGCCGACAAAAACAGGCACGAAUUGGUGCUGUCUGGCGCGUCGGUAUCCAAACUGAUAAAGACGUCCGGCAUCGACAAGAACCUGUUUAACCUCCAUAGCUUGAAUUAUCUCAGCAUAACGCACACGUGUCUUCAGGAAGUACCAGACGAGAUCGAAAAACUGACGAAUCUCGCGACUCUGGUGCUGCACUCGAACGAGAUCGCCACGUUACCGUGCGCGAUCGCCAAGCUGGCCAAGCUGAAGGUUCUUGAUUGCUCGAGGAACAAGUUGACGUCUCUUCCACAGGAACUCAGCAACCAUCCUCAGCUGAGCACGAUAAAUCUCUCCUCGAAUUUGCUGCAGGACGUACCGUCGCUGAGCUCGUGUGUGAAAUUGAGUAUCCUAGACCUGUCGAGCAAUCAGCUCGUAGCCUUUCCCGAUGUUUGUUACACAGAACUCUUGCAUCUAUCCGAAAUCCACGUCAACGGAAAUCAGAUAACGGAAAUUCCAAUUACUAUAAACCGGUUGCAAGGAUUGAAGGUCUUAAAUAUGGCAGAUAACUUGAUUUCUGUUGUACCAAAUGAAUUAGCAGAUUGUAGUAAACUGAAGGAGGUGCAUCUGAAAGGGAAUAAACUGUCAGAUAAGAGACUAAUGAAAUUGAUUAACCAAUGUUCCACAAAGCAAAUACUUGACUAUGUGAAGUCACACUGCCCAAGAAGCGAAUUGUCUUCCACAGAGGCUACUAUAUCAAAGAAAGGAAGGAAGGGACAGAAGAUUUCUGAGAGCGAAAGUUCAGUGGACAGUUUGGUACAUAAAUUAAGAGUCUUGAAGGCAGUAGAUGACAUUCUGAUGAUAAAAGUUACGGACAACGUAAAGAGCAUUAGGCCUUACAUAGCCGCAUGCAUCGUGAAAAACCUAAAUUUCACAGAGGAGAGUUUUAAAAAGUUCAUCCAGCUGCAGACAAGAUUGCACGAAGGGAUAUGUGAGAAAAGAAAUGCGGCUACAAUAGCAACUCAUGAUUUGAAACUCAUUGCACCUGGGGAUCUCACAUAUACAGCAAUGCCACCCACGGAGUUAGAAAUACAACCCUUGAUGCACAACAAGACGUACACUGGUGCGGAUCUGUUCAUGAAGUUGCAAUUAGAAGCUGACAAUCUACGUAAAGAAAAGAAACGAAACGUAUAUUCUGGAAUACACAAAUAUUUAUAUAUGCUGGAAGGCAAACCUUUGUUUCCAUGCCUGUUGAAUCAAUUGCAACAAGUUAUUUCGUUUCCACCCAUCACGAAUAGUGAUCUAACGAAAAUGUCGGUGCUUACUAAAGCGAUGCUUGUGGAGGUAACGAGUUCUUUAUCAUUUACAAUCUGCAGGAAUGUGUUGGACCAAUUCUUGAAAGAAUUGAUAGUCUCGGGUCUCGCAGAUUCCGCGGAAUCGAAGGAUACGGACAACAAAUGCAAUAGUUUGACAGUUCAACAAGUCAAAAUAGUCGACACCCAAGGAAACCUAAAAUUGGUAUAUCCUUCCAGAGCAGAUUUGUCUCUUAGCGAGCAACUUGUCGUUAUAUCGCGAGAAUAGAAAGAAUACUGUCGAAAGUGAAGCUCGUGUCACACUAUGCAUUGGAGAUUAUCCUCGUUUACACCGAGCAUUUUAGUACUAAAAUAUUUACAACGUUACAUGCGUGUUGAAGAUGCGUAACAUUUUGAUUUGAUACGUCUGGUUGAUACGUAUCGUAUCAGACUAACACGUUAUCGUUUACACCAUCGAAUCUAAGUUAAUUUAUUAUGAAUAUAGUAUUUGAUACACGCGUAUCAAACGACCGGUGUAAACUAGGCUAUUAAAGAUUGCGAAUUGGAGAAUUUGUAGUUCUACGUGUCAAAUAAUGUUAAUCCCUUUUAUUUUAUUAUAUUGAACUCUACUCUCCAAUUUGCAAUCUACAAUUCUCAAAGCGUAAUCUGAUGCAUUUGAUUCAAGUUCUGUCCAACUCAUCCGCUUAAAAAUUUAAUUUUCUUUUUUUUUACAAUAAGGAAAGAAAAAGAAGGAAAAUGUGAAGAUUUGCGAGAAGUUUCUCGUUUUUUUAUCGUUUUACUCGAAAACUCGACAUAAGAGUUAUCGAGAAUAGAGUUAUUUUUCGAGUGCAUUCGUCGCGAUGAGGUAAUCGCGGAUGCGAGUCGCGCCCCUCGCGCCAUUCGGCUCGCUUUAUCGUGCCGAUUAGAGAUGUUCGUUGACAGGAUGCGGCCAGAUGCGACGGUUAUCCGCAGAUUCGAAUGUCGCCAAGGGACGUGUCGGCCAGCGCGCGGCAGCGGUGGCGGCAGCAGUGGCGAUUGUGUUGCUGACGGUGGCGCUGUCGUCUCGCAGCCGAAUCGCGCCGCCUCGACCGAGUGCCGGUGCUGAAUCCUCAUCUGUUUUUAUAAAUAUUGUACUCCGUCUACGCGUGCCACGAUCGCGUACGAAACACUCGACGUUCGUUGACCGACACUCUUCACCGCGUCCCCGCGGACCGUGCGCCGCGGUUCUCGCUCGUCCACAGUGUUCCAAACGGAUAAAAGAAGAAGGUUCCGCCGACCAAGUUCACGAACUUUCCCCAAUAUGCGCGAGUGUUUGAAGUGAUAAUAUGGCGCCGAAAUUAUGACUGGUCACGUCGGGGGAGCCAGACUUUGUUUGAGGUUAGUACGUUUUGUUCCUCCUCGAGCCGGAGGGUCCCGUGCACCGUGUCGUCGUGCGCACGGUCCGCAGUUGAGAGUCCUCCGAUUCUGGCCAACGGUCCUCGUCAUGUCGCGCGCCCGCGUCGACGUCAACGUGUCCGCGCGCCCGGUCGCGCGUGUGCGAAACCACUCGUCACGCUUUAUAAUUGAUACGUUGUUUUUACGUCCGUUUUUUACAUGCAGUCAUACCUCAAUUACGGUAUAAGUCGUACACAUUACCGUCGUCGGGCUCAUCUCUCUUUCCCCCCCCCCCCUCUCUCUCUCUCUCUCUCUCUCUCUCUCUCUCUCGCUCAUUCUCGUGCGUGGAACGGGCGUGACAAUACGAAAUAUUUUGGUUAAUUUUUGCGACGUGUCCGUUUUACACAUUUUCUUAUUCUUUCCUUUACAUUGGAUGGAAAAAAUAUAUAUUAUUGACAUAUUGUUGAUAUAUUUUCUUUUGAUUUAUAUGUUACAAAAUUUAUAUUUGUAAAGAUGCUGCACUGCACAUAGUAUUUUUUUAUUUAUAUUUGCCAUAUGUUGCAAAUUGAUACAUAAUGUUGAUGGAGUUGCUACCAAUUCUUAUACAUAUAUGUAAUAUUAAACAUUGAAAGAAUUUAGUGCAAUUACACUAGUGUAAUAAAGCAAAGAGAUGCUGA